Cuculus canorus (common cuckoo) is the source of this 3224-nucleotide messenger RNA. RefSeq names its product fibulin 7 (gene FBLN7). The record is from RefSeq and is a predicted model, not a curated record. The transcript has 8 exons. The coding region runs from base 180 to 1511 and encodes 443 amino acids. NCBI's taxonomy places the organism in Eukaryota, Metazoa, Chordata, Aves, Cuculiformes, Cuculidae. Gene Ontology annotation, molecular function: calcium ion binding.
CCCCAAAGCCCCGGGCCGAGGAGGCACCGCGGGGCGAGCCCGGGGCGGGUCCGGCCCCACGGGGGGAGCGUGGCCACGCGUGGGGCGGGGGCGGCGUGCGAGGGAGAGCCGGGGCGGGGAGAGGCGGCUGCUGCCGCCCGGGAGAGCCCUUCCUCGGCGGAGAAAAGCCGCUCCGGACCAUGCCGGGGGCGCGGGGCCGCCUCCCGCUGCUGCUGCUGCUGCCGCCUCUGCUGCUGCUGCUACUCCCGGCGGCGCCGGCGCCCCAGAGCUGCCUCAGCAGACAGCAGCUUCUGGCUGCCAUCCGGCAGAUGCAGCAGCUGCUCAAGGGGCAGGAAACACGCUUCGCCGAGGGCCUCCGCGUGAUGAAGAGCCGGCUGAGCAACCUGCACGCCUCCCUGGCCAAAGCUGUCCCCGAGCCUCCAGCUGCCUCCUGUCCUGCCCUGCAAGCCCCUGAAGAUGGGAAGAAGUAUGGCUCCAAGUAUUUAGUGGAUCAUGAGGUUCACUUUGCCUGCAACCCAGGCUUCCAGCUCCUGGGCUCCAGCACACGGAUGUGCCAAGCCAACGGCAGCUGGACCGGGCAGGAGCCCCGCUGUGCAGAGAUCAGUGAAUGCUCAAGCAGACCCUGCCAGAACGGUGGGACAUGCCUGGAGGGGCUGAACCAGUACAAGUGCCUCUGCCCCCAGCAGUGGACUGGAGCUACUUGCCAGUACCAGGCGCAGACAGCACCCCCAGCCUGGAGCGUCACGGAUGACCCGGCGUUCAGCCGCCAGCCCCGCUGCGCCCAGAUCGACCGGACCCAGCACUGCAGCUGUGAGCCUGGCUUCCACAUGAGUGGCACAGCUGCCAAUGGGCUCUGCCAGGACCUCAACGAAUGCGAGGUGUACAAGCGGGAGGGGGGUCUCCGGCUCUGCGCCCAUGAGUGCGUGAAUCUCCCUGGCUCCUACCGCUGUGCCUGCCCUGCUGGGUACAUCCUCCUGGGUGAUGGCAAGAGCUGUGAAGAUAUAGAUGAGUGCGCCCUAUCCCAGGAUAACUGCACGAGGGGGACCACCUGCAUCAACACGGGGGGGAGCUUCCAGUGUGUCAGUCCCCAGUGCCCCCAGCCUGCUGGCAACGUCACCUAUGUCAAAACAGCACCCUUCCAGUGUGAGCGCAACCCCUGCCCGAUGGACAGCCGGUCAUGCCACCAAGCACCCAAGACCAUCUCCUUCCACUACCUUCCCCUGCCAUCCAACUUGCUGACACCUACCCCGCUCUUCCGCAUGGCCACAGCAGCAGCGCCCGGCCGGCCGGGACCUGACAGCCUGCGCUUCGGCAUCGUGGGUGGCAACAACAGAGGCCACUUUGUGAUGCAGCGUUCGGACCGGCAGACUGGGGAGCUCAUCCUGGUGCAGAGCCUCAAGGGUCCACAGACCAUCCAGGUGGAUGUGGACAUGUCUGAAUACCUGGAUCGUGUCUUCCAGGCCAAGCACAUGUCUAAAAUCACCGUCUUCGUCUCUGCUUAUGAGUUUUAGGGGAGGUGGCAGCUGGGGCAGCUUCACUGACAGUGAUAGUCCUUUUUCAGCAACCUCCACUCUGAAGCGCCAGCCCUGGAGGCAGGCAUGUAAUGGGAGCUCCAUGUGACACCCCACACCACCUCUGCAGCCAACCAUCCUUCCCUUCGCGUUAAGGUUAUUCUGCGCAGGCAGCUUUUACCUGUGGGGGGAAAAAGAAGAAAAGAUGCAAAAGAAAUCAGGUGCAGGUUUUACUGAUUUGCUGGGGUGUGAGAGCAGAGCAUCAUCCUCAUCCAAGGCUCCAUAAGGAUGGUGACCUGCAGCCUCAGCGUCUACACACAGCAGAAAACAGGGGAUAGAAACCACAACCCUUAUUUCCUUUUUAAUUCCUUCUUUUUUUUCUCUAGGAAAGAAGUUAAGCUGGUGCAGGUAGGAGGAGGGAGGCUUAGAGUGGCGAUUGCUCUCCUUCCCGCUGGCCUGGGCUUGCUUGCACUGACUCAAGCCCCAUAAAAUCAUGCCUCUGCUCCCUUUGGGAUGCCAAGAAAACCUACGGCAGCUCAUGGGGAGGGGCCUGGUCCAGCAUCUCAAUGCCCUGGGAUUGACUGGACCUGGAACAAUCCAUGAAGGCAUCCAUCCUACAGGACCUGGCUGGCUCUCAGUGCCAUCCUCAGCAAGCGGGAUGUUGCUGCUGGGUGCAGGAGGAGUCCCAGGGGUCUGCAGUUGCAUGCUGGUGAUGGUCCAGGGCUGUCCUGUGCUCCAGCCCAUGGUCAGCAGCUCCUUAAAACCCCUGAAUAGGGCUGCACACAUGUAUCCCCUCUGCUGUGACCUUGGUGGGGGGGAGGGGACUUCGGUUGCACUUGGUGCCCAUGUUGAGGGAGCUUGAGAUGUGAAUAUUUCAUUUUUCAAUCAGCUGCAGCCUCCACCCCACUGUGUGAGUGAGAGCAGCUCCAGGAAUAGCUGGGGUUAGGCUGCAACUUGUGCUGGGGGGGAACACCUCCCCAGUCUCGCAUUCUUCUCCCCCAGUACCUGUUCCUUGGUACAGUGCUCGUGCAUGUUAACCACAGCACGCUGACGUUAUGCAUGUUUCUUCAUUAUGCUGGUUUUAGUAUCAUUAAAGGAUGAUGUAGCCUCUGAGCCAGUGCAGAGCAAAGUACCUGAUGCGUGUGCGCGGCCCGGGGGGCUUUGGUCACCCAGAGCCAUCCGGGGGGGGCUCAAGAUCCACAGAGCAAGAACCUUCUUCAUUUUUAUUUUUAUGCUUAUGUUGCUUGGAAUGGGCCAGCUGGUGUGAAAGUGGCUCAUUCCCAAGCAUCCUUCCCCCCAGUGCAAAGCAUCUUCUGGAGGCCUCAAGGAAGAGGCAUCUGCUGUUCCACCCCGCCCCUGGCAAAGGCAGAGUCUUCUCUGGGGCCAUGGUGUGUGCGCUGAGCUGCACCCGCUAAAUUCCUUCCUGCUCCUUGUCCUAGGGGAAGAGGCUUCCCAACGAGACUGAUCUGUGCUUCAUCUUCUGGGGGACUGAGCUCCAGCAUUUCCUGGGGAUAUGGCUUUUCUGUGGAAGUUUGGAAAGGGGGCAGGACCUCUCCCUGCAGAACAAGGAGGGACAUUCAGUGUCUGCUCCUCACGGCUCUCAGAAUGGAGCUGCUGGAGCCCGGGCAUGCGGAUGCAGGAUGUUUGGGUUGGCGGGUGCUCCAGCUGGAUGGUGGAGCCUGGCAGGGAAAUGUAUCCCAGGGUUGUGUUGGU